UAUUGGGAUGUUUUUUAAUUUUCCCUCAUUAUUGGAUUUUUAUAGUAUGUUCUUUGACAUUUUAGAAGAAAAAAAGAAAAGUAUAGAGAAAAUAUUUGGAAAGAAUAUUUUUGAUAAAAUAAAAUUACAAAAUUUGGUAAAAAAUGAAACAAACAUUAAACAUGAGCAAAUCAUUGGAGGUCUUUAUAAUUCAGGAAAUAGUUGUUAUAUAAACUGUAUUAUUCAAUCAUUUGCAUCUUUAAAUGAAUUAGAAUAUAUUCUGGAAAAAUUAUCUAAAGAACAGGAUAAUCCUAUUGCAUCAGCUACAUUUUCUAUUAUAUUUAAGCUCAAUCAUUCAUCUUCAUUAUCUCGAACACAUAGCACUUCCAAACUCAUAAAAACUUUGUCACUAAAUAAAAAAAUUUAUGACUAUGAACAACAAGAUGCUCAAGAAUUUUUCCAAAUUUUAACAACACAACUAAAUACAGAAAUUUUAAGGAUGUCAAAAAAAUGCACAGAAAAAGGAUUUUCAGAUUCCAUCAAAACAAGAUCAGAAAUUUGCAACAUAGAAAAUGAAAUAAAAAGUCCAUUUGAUGGACUUAUGGCUAAUAGAUUAGAAUGUAUAAAUUGUGGGUUUUCAGAAGGAAUAAUUCACUCAUCGUUUACAAGUGUAUCUCUUCCAUUGUCAUCCUCACAGGAAUUAUGUUCAUUAGAAGAUUGUUUAUCGGCAUACGUUAACAAAGAAAUGAUUGAAGAUAUUCUUUGUCAAAAGUGCUCACUAAUUGCGUCUAAAAAAGAUCUCGAAAUUCUUCUAAAAUCUUUACCUAAUUCUGAAAUGUCUCAAAAUAUCAAAAAAAAAUUAAAUGCCAUUAUUUCUGCUUUAGAAACAGAAGUCCUGGACGCAGAAUAUUUAAAAGACUUCAAACUUCCUCGUCUUGUCAAUAGUAUUAAAUCAAAACAAAUUAUGUUUGCUCGUCUUCCUAAAAUUUUAACUCUCCACAUUAAUCGUUCAACUAUUUCACCUAUCAAUGGCUCUAUCUAUAAGAAUACAGCAUCUAUUACGUUUCCUCUUAUAUUAGAUUUAAACAGAUACACAACAUCAUAUUCAACCUUAUGGAUAGAUCCUAUACAAACAACGUCUAUACCUAAUCAAAAAAACCAAUCAAAAUAUGAAUUGAAGUCAAUAAUAGUACAUUAUGGCUCUCAUACAUUUGGGCAUUAUGUAACAUUUAGAAAGACAUUGAGAGGAUGGUUUAAAAUUAGCGAUAGAAACGUUAGAGCAUGCAGUAUCGAAGAGGUUCUUCACUCCGGAAACGUAUUUAUGCUAAUGUAUGAACAAAUAAAAGAUAAUCUUAAUAUAAAUCAAAUUAUUCAAAAUUUUAGAUCAGAAAAUUAUACUAAACCUUAUUCAAUAAAAUAUCUUUCUUCUGUAUUUAAUAAUGGAAAAGAAAAUUGUAGUGAGGGAUUUCAAACAGAAACUAAAACUCAAAAUUCAUUAGGUGUAUCAACAAUAAAUAACACAAACUACUUAUAUCCUAUAAUGAAAACAUGCAUUACGAAAUCAUCAUUGUAUUCACCAUUGCCUAUAAUAUCUAGAAAAAAUUGAGAUUAUUAUCAUUAAGUAACUAUUGUAAAGCCAAAUCAUCUAAAAU
Pneumocystis carinii B80 is the source of this 1631-nucleotide messenger RNA. RefSeq lists its product as hypothetical. The transcript is spliced from 4 exons. The record is from RefSeq and is a predicted model, not a curated record. Gene Ontology annotation, biological process: protein deubiquitination. The coding region runs from base 8 to 1585 and encodes 525 amino acids. Gene Ontology annotation, cellular component: nucleus; cytosol. Lineage: Eukaryota; Fungi; Ascomycota; Pneumocystomycetes; Pneumocystales; Pneumocystaceae. Gene Ontology annotation, molecular function: cysteine-type endopeptidase activity; cysteine-type deubiquitinase activity.